AUGAAGGCGCAAUGCGUUUUGAAUGAAGGCGAACUUUUGCAAAAGAAGAAAAUUAUUGAAAGAAACAAAAUAAAAAGAAGCAUCAAUCCCGUCUCACCUCUCAGCUCCGAAGAGCUCGACCGAAUGUCCUUCAUCGUCAAAGCUUACAAAAAAUGUUUUGCAAAAGAAAUGCGCGUGGAAGAAUUCAUCAACGCCGACUUCUUCAUCAACUGGAAAUCGCUCAAUCGACAACGCGACAGCAACAGCUAUAGUUCCGAAUCAGACGUGAAAUUCGAAGUCGUCCUCAGAAAUCAAAGCAGACAAAUCAUCGAAAUUUCAAUCGACAUGGAAAAAAUUCUGCACCUCGCUGAUGUCGCUACUUCAAUGACUUUUGAUGUGGUUAAUUUUGUGAAGGAAGUGCCUGAUUUCAAGCAAUUGGAUGAGCAAGAUCAAGUUAUAAUAAUUAGAAAUGCGGCUGUUGAGGUUCACUUGCUCAACAUCUGCGAUUUCUACAACUGCGAAAAAGGCCAGAUCGAAAUCGGCCAGUGUUCGUAUCCAGUUCACAAGCUCACUGCAGCAGGAGUCGCUUCAUCGUUUCUAGAAAAAUUCCAAAAAUUCGUCAAAUCAAUCUAUUCCCUCCAACUUCGCGAAGAAGAAAAGGCCUUGGCCUUGAUGAUUAUUUUAUUCUCAGAAGACAGAGGUUCAAAAGCUGAGAGUUUGUCUCAAAUUCAGGAAUCAUAUGCGAUGACACUGAAAGAAAUUUUGGAUGCGCGACGGGGAGCAAAAUCAAAACGAAAUAUUUUCGCCGAGCUUAUGUUCCUUCUCUCCGAGCUGCGGCGCCUCUCCGUCUCCUGCCGUCCGUAUUUAAUCGCCUUCUCCGAUUCCUGCCACGAUCAGUUAAACCCAGUUCUUCGCGAAAUUUUCAGCCCCGUCGAAUAA
This is a messenger RNA of Oikopleura dioica, 918 nucleotides long. NCBI's taxonomy places the organism in Eukaryota, Metazoa, Chordata, Appendicularia, Copelata, Oikopleuridae. The record is from the annotation of a GenBank genome assembly.